Messenger RNA from Rhagoletis pomonella (apple maggot), 5452 nucleotides. RefSeq names its product condensin complex subunit 1 (gene Cap-D2). The record is from RefSeq and is a predicted model, not a curated record. Gene Ontology annotation, biological process: mitotic chromosome condensation; meiotic chromosome condensation; mitotic cell cycle. Gene Ontology annotation, molecular function: histone binding. Gene Ontology annotation, cellular component: nucleus; condensed chromosome, centromeric region. Bases 318 to 4727 code for a protein of 1469 amino acids. NCBI's taxonomy places the organism in Eukaryota, Metazoa, Arthropoda, Insecta, Diptera, Tephritidae. The transcript has 7 exons.
AACAAUGAAGUUGAUUUAUUAAAGAAUUUUUAGUAUCAGACGGUUUUCUGGUUUGCGCAAUUCCUAUCGAUCGUACAUGUUUUCCAAUCGUACUGUACUCUAAUCAACUCUGCUUUUCAGCGUCAUUUGUUUGCCUUUGACGUUAAUUCAAUUUUGACAGCGGACGCCAGAAAAGUUUUCCAAUUUUAGCGUUUUGUUUUUUCUGCUUACUUUCGCGCAAUUUUUGUGAGUUUCCCUUUAAAAACAAUAAAAAAUUACAGUGCGAAGUCGCAAAAAUAUAGAAGUACCCACAAAUCUCCACGGAAAAGGAGCACGCAAUGGAUUUCCAAUUCGUGCUACCAACAACCAAUGCAGAACUGCUGAACUCAAGCGGGGAUAGCUAUUAUGUCAAGCAAGUCUAUGCUCCUAAUGAAAUUAGUGAGCGUUUACGCGCAUGCAAACAGAUGGUACAACAAGGGGACCCAUUUUACAUGUUUGAUCAUUUCGACACGUACUUCACCAUAAUAGAAGGUCGCGGUUGCGAUCCCGCUACCAUUACCAAUCUUAUGCGUAGCUUCGAUCUACUGUACAUCACGGUCGACAAACUGGGUCAACGUUUAGCACCGAUACUAUCCUGCAGCGAUGUGGCACAGAGUUUACAAGACCGCCAGAGUUAUCUUAAUCUCACAAAAAUGGCGCUCUUCCUACAAGUCAAUACCGUCCGGCGUUUGGAUAGUGUAGCUACACAAGCGCAGCAACAGCAACAACAGCAGCUACAACAGAAAAAGCGUGCAAAACAAACUGAAACACUUGAGCAAUAUCCCGAUUGGGAUGCAAAGCGGGGUCGUUUUCUCGUACAACUUUAUAAUAUUUUGCAAUUUCCGAUAGAGAAACUUUGGAAUCCACCUGUAGCUGAGGAAAAUUUCGUGAAUCUCGUUUGUGAUAUCUGUUAUCGCACACUAGAAUUGGUACAUCCACGCUCUGACAAUCGUCAUAUCACAGAUACCGUAUUUCAAAUAUUCGGCACGGCUAUAAAACGCUACAAUCAUGCUCUUACUUUUCCUGUGCGCGUGCUACAAAUUUUGCGUACCACCGAGCAUGCUGCUGUAUCUAUUGCAAGUGGCAUAAAUGUGCUGCAUGAAGAGUACGGUAUAUCCAGCGUUUUCUCGGUGCUAAUCAAGGAUAUUGUAGAAACGUUGACGGUCGAUUCAGCCGAUACGGCAGUGUCUCGUAACUUCUCCAACUUUUUAAUGGAACUGGCUACGAUUGCACCCAAGCUAAUGAUACCUCAUCUUUCAACACUAUGCGAUGAGCUGCUCAAUUGCGAAUCACACACACUGCGAAAUUGCAUAUUGCAGAUUAUGGGUGAUGCUAUUGUGGGUGAACUGACAUCGGAAGAGCUCUCUGAGGAAUUAAAAGAGGCUAGAAAUGAGUUUCUAGAAAAUCUAUUGGCACACAUCAAUGAUGUUUCAGCCCACGUGCGAGCUAAAGUGCUCCAAAUAUGGAAUAAUAUGAAGGAAGAAAACGCAGUGCCAUUAUCGUUUCAACUGAAAGUUUUAUGUGAGGCAGUAGAUCGUUUGGAGGACAAAACGUCGUCUGUGCGAAAACACGCUGUUCAGUUGAUCAAGUCGUUUUUGGAGCGCAAUCCUUUUGCAGCGAAGCUUACCUUGGAAGAGCUAAUCAAGAAGCAUAGUGAGGAGUGUGAGAAGAUGGAAAAGUUGAGUGAAGUGCUGGCGGAGGAGCGAAAAAAGGCAGAAGAGCUGGAUGAAAAGUGGAAUGUUCUGAUACCAGUAAUAUUACCCAUUGUAGAAGAGCACCUAAAGGAAUGCACCGAAGACCUACCUGAGAACACACAAGAAAACUAUGAAGACAUGAUACAACGCAUUUCUGGACUUUUGCUAGAAAAAAAAUAUCGUGAGGCUGUAGUUUUGGUACGUAAAGCUGACCAGGUGGCUGGAAAUGCAGAAUUGAGGCACACUUUGAAACUGGAAGAGCAAUGCGCUUACUACAUGGCGCUACUGAAGUCUUAUAUCUUCUUGGCGAACGGUUGCAAGGAUAGUAACGAAGAAUUGGGCACCCAAAUAAAAACCGUCCAAUUUCUGCAAGACUCCAUUGAGUUCUCUAAGGUCAUUACCAAGGCUGUGCCGAAAAUACAAGAACUGCUGCUCUCAAAAACCAAUUCAGAUGUAUUUGAAGCCGUUGAUCUCUUCACCACUGGUUAUAUGUUUGGUAUAAAAGGCACUGAAGGUGGUAUGCGUCGGAUGUUGUAUCUGGUUUGGUCCUCGGACAAAGAGAAGCGUGAUGCUGUUUCUAACGCCUAUAAGAAAGUGCUAUUUACUACCGACCAAACUGGCAGAGCUCAUGCCAUCAAAGUGAUUCAAAAUCUUAUGCGCUUCCUUGCGGAACUCGAGUACGGACAUUACACCGCCAUGGAGUGCUUAAUGCGCGAAUGGGUUUCCACUGAUGAUAUUGAUGUUGCCAUCAUACAAGUGCUUUUCGAGCGCUUUACUUUGAAAUUAGAGGGCACUUCCGAUAAUGAAUCGCGCCUAGCACUCCAAUUGCUAAUAAUGGCCUCAAACGCCAAGUCGUCUAUUGCAUCGGCAAACAUUAAUGUCAUUGAAACCAUUGGCCUGGGUGAUCGCGCCAAAUCUGAUCCACGCAUUUAUACUGGUUGCAUGGAGUUUAUGCUGACCUCGAUCGAUUCAAGUAUUCAUUCAAAGUUCUACAAACGUUAUGAGCCUGAUUCGCAGCUUGUACAAAAAGUCACUGAUUUAUAUCAGCAAUUUUUCUUUCAUCCCGGCGUGUCGGAUUUUGAUAGGCUGACAAUGCGAACCCUUGAGUUCUUCUUUCAUCUGUGUCAAACGCCAGAUGUGAUUUGCCAGAAAAUCGUUGUUGCUUUACUAAAAAAAUUCCGUGACUUCGCUGUAUGCACCACGGAAAUUACACCUUCACAACAAGCGCAUUCGCUGGAAACGCCAUUUUCGCAACAAAUACCAGAGAGCCAGGCGACAAUUCGUAACUCCGAUGCCAUGAACGCCCAGCAACAGCGCAUGCCAGUUUUCCUGCUGACGCGUUUUCUCUUCACCAUUGGCUACAUGACGCUGAAGGAAAUGAUUUUCCUCGAUAUUGAUGUGUACAAUAAUAUGAAGUUUCGACAAGAGCUAACGGAAUGUGAGGAGAAGAAAAAAAAGAACGCGUUCAAUACGAAUAGACGUAAGACGGGUAAUUUGAAUAUGUCUGCAACCGAGUCGUUGAAGCGAUUGUCGGGCACAGCUGCUGAACCACAACAAGAGCCCGAUGAAGAUCUUGUUGGUGCCACCGCUGAAGAUAACAUCGCUGAGCUUAUCAAUCACAUUUGCGAGAAUGUACUUCUCUAUUCCGAAAAUGCACUGCUUGCAAAAAUAUUUCCCUAUGUUAUGGAGAUCUGCAAAUACCCAGUGAAAUAUCGUGAUCAGUCACUGCAGCAGGCUGCCACGCUCACACUUAUACGAUUCAUGUGCGUUUCCUCGAGCUUCUGCGAAGCUAAUAUGCCAUUUCUCAUGAACAUCUUAAGCCACACCAAAAAUAUUAAAAUUAAAUGCAAUAUUGUAAUUGGUUUAUCUGAUCUAACAUUCCGUUUCCCCAACAUAAUCGAGCCAUGGACGGGUCACUUCUACUCGACGCUGCAUGAAAAGAAUACAGAAUUACGGCUCACAGCAGUGAAGAUGCUUUCACAUCUUAUUCUGCAUGAGAUGAUACGCGUUAAAGGACAAAUUGCUGAUUUGGCAAUGUGUAUUGUAGAUCCUGAUGCGGAAAUUAAGAACAUCACUCAGCAGUUCUUCAAAGAAAUUGCCAACAAGUCGAAUAUCCUGUACAAUGUAUUACCCGAUAUCAUAUCAAAACUGAGCGAUAUUAAUUUGAAUUUGGAGGAGGAGAAGUAUCGUAUCAUAAUGCGCCACAUACUGGGUUUGAUACAGAAAGAUCGCCAGGUAGAAACGUUGGUGGAGAAGUUGUGCUUGCGUUUUCCGGUGACGCGAGAAGAACGUCAAUGGCGCGACAUCGCCUACUGUCUCAGCUUGCUCUCCUACAAUGAACGCACCAUCAAAAAGUUAAUAGACAACUUACAGCACUACAAGGAUAAGGUACAAAUCGACGAAGUAUAUCAGUCAUUCAAGUUGAUCAUAAGUAAUACGUCCAAAAUGGCUAAACCCGAAUUGAAAGCUGCCGUUGCGGAAUUAGAGACGCGCAUCAAUGAGUGUCUCGAAGUAAAUGACGGUAAAACGCGUGAAGAUAAAGAAGGUGGUGGUGGUGAUUCGAGUACUGGCCGCGCCGAAACACGUAGUAAACGCACAAACAUUAAGUCGCGAGGUGCUCAACAAGCGCGCGGCGGACGCCGUGAGCGACGCGGUAAAUCGUCUACUAGCGAAUCGAGUAGCAGCAGUGAUGAUGAAGCGCCGCCAACACAAAAGCAACAACCGCGUAAAACGCCAGCACGCUCUGUCCAACAAAAACAACGAAAUCGAGCGGCAAUUGUGGAUUCGGAAUCCUCGUCAGAAGAAGAGACUGCCCAACCAGCGCACAGUGGACGCAAAGCAGCGUCAGCGGCGAGUGUUAAGAGCAGACAAGCUGCAACCGCUUCGAAAUCAAGUGUGACCGAAAAUAAAUCGCGCACUGGGCCACGCAGUAAAGUCAUCGAAGAAUCUGCCAGCUCGGAUGAUGCGGAGCAACAACAUCCGCAGCGCAAGCGCGGACGUGGCAAUCGAAAAUGAACUGACUGAAUCCAUAAACGACAUAUUCUACAAAUAUAAUUAUUUCAAUAUAGUUUAGUAACUAGCAGAAAACCUAAAAUACAUAGGUAACUAAACACAAUUCCUACAACUAGAAUAAUCAUAUAAUUUUUAAUUCAUCUUCACUGUUUAGAAAUUAAAUAGAAAAUAAAUAAUAUUAAAAUCCAUGCUCGUGAAAAUCGUAAAAGGUCUAAAAGAAAGCUGACCUCAUGGGACAUUUUUGAUAUGAAAACUAAAAUACAUUUAAUAAUAUAUUUGCACUAAUUUUUGUAUAAGGAUACGCUACUAACCAAAAAAUCGUAAAACAAGUUGAAAAUGCUUCGCCAUUGCAACAUUAACCAUAUCGCAACGAACACCUCAAAUCAUAUUCACAUCACACCGUGAAAUCUGAUUGCUCAUCAUGCAUCAUAUGAUUUAAUAUCACAUCAUAUGCAGUUUUAACAUCACUUGAUUUUCCUUCAUGUCAGCGAAAAUUAAAAUUUUCCAUACAUGUUUUAUUCAGAAGUAGGCAUAUCACAUCACGUCCUAUGAUCACACUCCCAUCACUUGAAAAGUAUAAGCUACAAUCAACUUGCGACAUCAACUACUACAUACUAUCAAUACUCUUUAAGACCUAUUUGCCAAUCAACUUAUUCAUACUGCAUACAUUUCAUCAAGUGAAAUAACCAUCAAAAUUAUGUGAUUUACAUGUGAUAAGGUGAGUAGUU